AUGUGCGCGGCGGGGAGGCGCUGGGGCCGGCGGCAGCGAGCUCUGCUCUGGGCCGUCCUGCUGGCGGCCUGGGAGGCGGCGUGGGGGCAGCUGCGCUACUCGGUGCCCGAGGAGAUGCCCAAGGGCUCGUUCGUGGGCGACGUGGCCAAGGACCUGGGGCUGCAGCUGACGGAGCUUACAGACCGCGACGCCCACGUAUUUGACACAGGUAGGACACGGUACUUCUUCUUAGACUUGCAGAACGGCCACUUAUCUAUGAUGGAGCAGGUGGACAGAGAGGAGAUAUGUGCAGCUGUUGCUAAAUGCGUUCUGAACUUUGAAAUUCUUGUGAAGCGUCCAAUGAACAUUUAUAAAGGGGAGGUAGAAAUACUGGAUAUUAACGAUAAUCCUCCCAGUUUCCCAGAAAGAAGUGUCUUAGAAAUCAGCGAGAAUACUGCACCAGGUGCGCGCUUCCCAUUAGAGAGAGCUCAUGAUCCCGACAUAGGAGUGAACUCUUUACAGAAUUACGAAUGUAGCGAGAGCAGCUAUUUCACCUUGGACGUGAAAACCGGAGAUGACAGUGUGAUAUAUCCGGAAUUAAUAUUGGUGAAAUCUUUGGAUCGGGAACAGCAGGCUGCUCAUAAUUUGAUCCUGACUGCCACGGACAACGGGAGUCCUGUGAAAUCAGGAUCGACAACAAUCCAAGUCAUUGUGUUAGAUGGAAACGACAAUGCUCCCGAAUUUACACAGUCUGUGUAUAAGGUGACUGUGAGAGAAGACGUGGCCGUAGGAAGUCGAGUGCUACAGGUGACAGCGACUGACAGAGACGAAGGGCCAAACGCCGAGGUAAAAUACUCGUUCUUUAAAAUCCCGGAAAGGUUCGACAAGACUUUUAACAUGGAUCCGGAAAGUGGAGAAAUUGUGAUAACAGAGAACUUGAGUUUCGAAGAACACGAGUUUUAUGAACUGGUUGUGCAAGCUCGGGAUGCGGGCGGGCUCUCUUCCCACAGCAAGGUAUUAAUCAAGGUCGUUGAUGUAAACAACUACGUUCCCGAGAUUGUUAUUAUGUCCCUGUUCAGUCCGGUUCCAGAAGACACACCUCUAGGGACAGUAAUAGCGAUUUUCAGCGUCCAAGACAGGGAUUCUGGAGAGAACGGAGAGGUGCAUUGCAGCAUCAGCGACAGCCACUCGUUCCGCCUGGAGAAGUCAUUCGGUAAUUACUACCGUGUGCUGACUGCAGAGCUACUGGACCGGGAAGAGGUGUCGGAGUACAACGUGACGGUGCGGGCGGCCGACGGCGGGUCUCCGUCGCUGCAGAGCAGCGCGGUGCUGGCGCUGCAGGUGCUGGACGUGAACGACAACGCGCCGGUGUUCGAGGAGGCGGCGUACAGCGCGUACGUGUGGGAGAACAACGCGGCGGGCGCGCUGGUGCUGACGGUGCGCGCGACGGACGCGGACUGGGGGCAGAACGCGCGCGUGCGCUACCGGCUGCGGGAGGGGCGGGUGCGGGGCGCGCCGCUGUCGUCGUACGUGUCGGUGCAGGCGGAGACGGGCGCGCUGUACGCGCUGCGCUCCUUGGACUACGAGCAGGUGCGCGAGCUGCGGCUGUGGGUCGGCGCCUUGCGCGGCGUGCCCGUCUCGCACUUCGUGGGCAUCGACGGCGUGCGCGCCUUCCUGCAGUCCUACUCGCACGACGUGUCGCUCACGGCCGACUCGCGCAAGAGCCACCUGCGCUUCUCGGCCAGCGGCAGCUGCUGCGACACCCUCCCGGCCCGGCCACCAGAUGAGGGUUCGGGUGAUCGUGUCCCCUCAGGAGAUCAAGCUGCCGAAAUCCGUGGGCAAGUUGCCUUUCAGGCGAUUCUCACCACAUAG
Molecule: messenger RNA, 1851 nt
Organism: Sturnus vulgaris (Common starling)
Lineage: Eukaryota; Metazoa; Chordata; Aves; Passeriformes; Sturnidae
Source: RefSeq, a predicted model, not a curated record